UCUGAUUGGUUCAGAGUGUCAGACCCGGAUAUAUCUUAUUUACCGCUAAUGGUAACGUAGCCAGCUAAAGAGAAGUCGGACGUGUUGUGUUAUAUCAGAAACUUUGAUGGCAACGAAGCUUCAGCCACCUCUCCCUCCCAGGGAGUCGGGCGAGUUUGUAGCAGAGAGCAGCAAGGACGUGCGGGUGGAAGAGGAAGGAGUGCGGCGGGUGGCCGAGAUGCUGUACGCCCUGAGAGACAGCGAGGAGCUCACAGCAAGCGCCUGGAAGAAAGCCAACCCUCUGGCUCCUGCCCCUACCUCCGACCAAGCCCUCAACUGGGUCUUUGUGGUGGAUACCAUGAACUUCUCCUUCUGGCCAGAGCAGAAGGAGCAGCAAUGUGAGGUCACCCAUAAAGGGACUACUUACCGGGGGUACAUGACCCUGUGUGCUGCCAUCACCAGGGCGAUGGACGAGGGUAUACCCAUCACCGAGCCCUCUUACUUCUCCCAGAUCAGUGUGGAGGACUUGAGCCGUGUUCUGCGGUCGGACAACGCCAGCCCCAUGCCCAUGCUACGGGAGCGCCACAGGGUGCUGACCGAGGGCGGACGCGUCCUGAUGGAACACGGAGGAAGCUUCCGGAGCUUCAUAGGUCGGGCGGGGAGCGACGCCCGCAAGAUGGUGGAGCUCAUCGUGGACAGGCUGCCCUCGUACAGAGACGAGGCCGUUUACGAGGGCCUGAGGAUCUCGUUCUACAAGCGAGCCCAGAUCCUGGUGGCCGACUUCUGGGGCAUCAUGGAGGCGAGGGGGGAGGGGGAUAUCCCUAACCUGGACUACCUCACCAUGUUCGCAGACUACAGGGUACCUCAGGCCCUCGUUUACCUGGGAGCGCUAAGCUACUCUGACACUUUGAUGGAAACCCUGAAGAAAGGUGAGCUGCUGUGUUCAGGGGACCGAAGAGAGGUGGAGAUCCGUGGAUGUUCCAUCAGGUGUGUGGAAAGGAUCAGGGCCCACCUUGCCAGCCUGGUGGAGCAGAGAGAUGGACAGAGCUGCAGCAUCAACUCUGCUGUCAUAGACUUCUACCUGUGGCCGUACGCUAAGGAGCACCACCAAGAGAUGGCUCACAUUCCGAUACACCACACACGCUGUGUAUACUACUGAAUAAAUAAAUAAACUGGUUGGA
Molecule: messenger RNA, 1160 nt
Organism: Osmerus eperlanus (European smelt)
Lineage: Eukaryota; Metazoa; Chordata; Actinopteri; Osmeriformes; Osmeridae
Gene: qng1
Product: Q-nucleotide N-glycosylase 1
Exons: 5
Coding region: 107-1138 (343 amino acids)
Source: RefSeq, a predicted model, not a curated record